Messenger RNA from Bombyx mori (domestic silkworm), 5669 nucleotides. It is a transcript of the gene Zasp52, whose product is annotated as PDZ and LIM domain protein Zasp. Gene Ontology annotation, biological process: actin cytoskeleton organization; muscle structure development; heart development. Gene Ontology annotation, molecular function: actin binding; muscle alpha-actinin binding. The transcript is spliced from 15 exons. The record is from RefSeq and is a predicted model, not a curated record. Gene Ontology annotation, cellular component: filamentous actin; stress fiber; Z disc. NCBI's taxonomy places the organism in Eukaryota, Metazoa, Arthropoda, Insecta, Lepidoptera, Bombycidae. Bases 916 to 3843 code for a protein of 975 amino acids.
AGCGGUACGUUAUCAGCGCGCAAACGACGCCGUGGCUGGUCGCCAAAUCUUUCGCAACCGAUCUAUAUUUAGCAGCCAAGGUUCCUACAUUACGGCUCGGGAGGGUUAUUGACAUUAAUUCGAAAUUAUACAAUUUGUUAUCUAAUAUUUCGCUGAAGAAACGCAAGACCCUGGAUAAGUGUUCUACACGAUUUCUCCAAGGAGUGCCAAGUUUACGCACUGCCGCAGCACGCGACGCGUUCAUCUCUACUAACAGAAAUAAUACAAGGUCGAAUAUUAUUCACUACAAAUGAAAACCCUGACGAAAACUUGUUUUAAGGAAAAUAUCAUAUAUUUAAUAUCUUUGUCGUUACUCAGAAAUUUCGAUUGCGGACGUCAAAACCACCAAACUCGAAUUAUGUGAAUUCUGUUUACAAGUAGUACUUACUAUUUUAAGAACAGAAAAUACAAAAUACGUGAAGUUUCUUCUUCGUUUUUGAGGUCGAUAAAACACACAGUAUAUACGCAUUCCCUAAAAUGUUACAUUUCUUUCUAGAACCUUCACACAAUGUGCAUAAUAUUAUUACCUUCGAUUGCCGUAGCAUUUUACCGUAACAUAUUAUUAUAAUGUACAUAUCGUAAUCUAAAUAGUCUGUAUCAGAGCGUAUAGCUAUAGUGCAGCAUUGUAUAUUGUCGGAUGGCGCCAUAUCGCCGUCAGCUGCUUUGAAUGCUUUAAUGCAGUAGACGGCGUUGCUUGCGACACACAGUUCAUGAGUUGCCCGCCGGACCCGACUGUCCGGACCGGCCAUGCAAUACACAUUAUCUCACACGUAACGACCGUUCGAUAUCAACAACUCUGUUAGUAAGCACAUUCGACUUUUGUGGUAUCGUCAUCGGUUCGACCUUAGAAGGCCGCAGCUGUGUAAACUUACCUGCAUGUCGGCAAUCAUGUCGAUGGCACAGUUAAUAACUGUGCGGCUUAACAAAUCAGAUCAUCAACCCUUGGGCUUCAGGCUGCAAGGAGGCAAGGACUUCGGCACCCCACUAGUCGUUCAAAAGGUGAAUGGCGGCAGUGCGGCAGAGCGGGCUGGCUUGCAGGCCGGCGACGCUCUGAUUCGCGUCAACAACACAGACGUGUUCACCCUGCGUCACCAAGACGCGCAGGACACCAUCCGCGCUGCUGGUGCUAAUUUAGAACUAACCGUUCAACGCGGGGGAGGUACAUGGCGUCCAUCAGUGACCCCGACCGGCAGCUUGCCGAGACCCGGCUCUCGUCCUCUGGGAGGUACUCCGACUCCGGUGACGAACACAUCCUUGAAGGCGAACCCACAACCGUCGCGCAAUUUCGGCUCCGGGCACAACAAUGUCGCUAAGCCUUUCGGUUAUAUGAACGGUAACGACACCGUCAAGAGUGUCGUGAACAAACAAUACAACACUCCUGUCAAUAUAUACAGCGACAAGACAAUUGCGGAGACCCUGUCGGCCCAAACCGAAGUACUGGCUGGUGGAGUACUCGGAGUUAAUUUCAAGAAGAAUGAGAAGACGUACGAUGCUGAAAAAAGCGCUGUUUUCAAAGUACUUCAGGAGGAGCAAAACGACCCUGAACCAGAAGUGUCGACUCCGACCACCGGCUCAGUGCCCCCGGUGAGCGGACUCCGGCACGUGCAGGCGCCCGUCACGCGACCCGACGCGCCCGUCAACAACACGGGCGGCCUGCCUCCCGGACAGAACAUUUGCGAGGAGUGCGAACGAUUAAUUACGGGAGUGUUUGUGCGCAUCAAGGACAAGAAUCUUCACGUGGAAUGCUUCAAGUGUUCGACUUGCGGGAGCUCUUUGAAGAAUCAGGGCUAUUACAACAUAAACGGUAAACUGUACUGCGACAUCCACGCCAAGCUGGUCGCACGUCAGAAUCCACCAGCGCCGAACUUGGACCCUGUAACCGUGCCACCCGGUGGCCGAGUUCCUACCAACACAUACUCUACGCCUUUGCCGCCACUGUCUACCAAUAACUACAGCAAUGGAUCGUCUUCGCUGUUCAGCCCUUCAAGCAACCUGUCUGGCCCGAAGCCGUUCGGGUCGUCGGUGGGGUCCGCGUACUCUCCGUCGCUGUCCCCCCGCUCGGCGCCGCUGUCCCCCGCGCGGCCCCUCACCGCGCCCGCCCCGCCCCCCGCCGCACCCUUCGCCCCCACUAACGAUGUGCAGACCACAAGCAGUUCUCAGAAACCAGAGUUUAAAAGUCAAGCUGAAGAACGUCUCAUACGAAAAAUGGCUAAAAUGGCAUUAAAUGGAUAUGAAAUUGGCAUUCAACGUAAAAUAAAGCCAGCCGACCACAUCCAAUCUAUGGCUGAUAAAAUACAAGACACUGUCGUUACUAAGCAUCCUCUGAAUACAGAUGGUUCGUCGGAGGAAAACAUUCGUGAGAAUAGUACUCUAAGAAAAAUCUCCACUAACGACAACGUGUACAAAAAUACAGAAUUCGGUAGUAUGAAUGACAGAGUUAAAGAGAGCAAUUUCUUAAAUUCAAUCAUUUUCAAUGGAAGUACUCCAGUACCUCCGCCAUUACCUACAUCUCCUAUACCCACUUUCAAUAUUCAUAGUACACCUCUUGGAGAACCAAUAGUUACGGGUAAUAUGAAAAAACAAUCUGAUUUACCUAAAAAUUUCAAUAUCGAUUACGGCCUAGAUUUCCAGAAUGAAACUUUGAACGGAUCCUUAAAUGACAAUGAUUUUAAAAUAAUUGAUGACCAUAAAAACACAACUAACACUCUCAAAAAGACGAAUGGUUUUCAAAAUUCUUUCCUGAAUGGAAUGAAUUCAACCAAAUCCGAAAAGAAACCAGAUCAAAAGUUUGAAAAUAACAUUUACUCUAAUACAUUGAAUAAACGAAAAUUAUUUGAAAACAAAGAUGAUACUAACAAUUUCAAACACUCGCCAUGUGACUUAAAGAAUGAAAAGAAAAUCAUUGACGUAUAUUCAAAAGCAAAUAAUUCCAAUCAAUCUUUCAAGUUAGACGGUCACGACUUAUCUAACACAACGGAAGAGACAAAGCCGGCAGUUCUGCCGAGUUCCGUUAAAGACAAUUCAUUAGUAUAUGACGCACAUGAUUCAACAACUGUCACCGAUGACCCUCCAUCUAAAGUUUAUGAUACCGAUAAUGACACAUUCACCGAAUCAAAUACUUUAGAAAAAAUAGUUAAUAAUACUGAGGAGGUUGUUAGACGACGACAGAAAAAGAACAUUAGGAAUGAUGACGGUAGAAGGGAUUCUCAUAUCAUCGCCAGACCGCUUAGUACUAUGACUUCUGUAGAUGUUGAAGAGGGAAUGUAUCCUGUAUGUCACAUAUGCGACAAGGCUAUUACAAGAGGUCCAUUCAUCACGGCUCUUGGACGCAUAUGGUGCCCCGAGCACUUCAUCUGCGUGAAUGCAACAUGCAGACGUCCUCUGCAGGAUAUCGGAUUCGUCGAAGAGAACGGACAGCUCUACUGUGAAUUCUGUUUUGAGCAAUACAUAGCACCCGCCUGUGACAAAUGUCAUGCUAAAAUUAAAGGCGACUGUUUAAACGCCAUCGGUAAACACUUCCAUCCAGAGUGCUUCAACUGCGUCUAUUGCGGAAAGUUGUUCGGAAACAACCCGUUCUUCUUAGAAGACGGACUGCCAUACUGCGAAGCAGAUUGGAAUGAGCUCUUUACAACAAAAUGUUUCGCUUGCGGAUUCCCCGUGGAGGCGGGCGACAGGUGGGUCGAGGCGCUCAACAAUAACUACCACAGUCAGUGCUUCAACUGCACGGUGUGUAAAAAGAACCUUGAAGGACAGAGCUUCUUCGCCAAGGGAGGUCGGCCUUUCUGUAAAACACACGCCCGUUAAAAGUCCAAUAAAAAUAAUCUACAACUCGGACACUGUUUACUCGACUACUACUUUUCGUCCGGUUUCGCCGUUGCCAAUCACGCCGCCGGCGGUCGGUACGCCGUCGCCACAGAGAACUAGGAAGUUGGAAACACCCCUCCACUUCGAUGGAGGACUGUUUUCCGACAUAAGAAGUACAGAUGGAAAGUUACUUAGCAAAGUAACGGUCGAUAGGGUGCAGCGUUCCACACACCAUGACGUCAUCGACUCCCCGAGUACUGUUGAGGUGCACGACAAAAAUUACGUCGACGAUAUAAUAAAAUCCGAAACUAUAAUAAAUCAAGACAUAAUAACGGUCAAAUUCACUCCGGUCCCACCGGAAUUCGAUUCCCAAAUGAUAAGUCCGCAACUGGCCAAACGGUCCAAAACACCAAUUCAAUAUCUCAAGGAUGACUUUGUUGAUUUGCAAAGUUACAAAAUUGUGAAUUCUUUAUGUAAAGAAAAACUAUUAGAAGCUAAUGCUUUACGGACACAAUCUGCACAAGAUUUGAUCACAUUAGAACCAACUGAAGUCGAAAGUAGUACUCUAGCCAAGUUUGUAAGAUCUGUGAGUCAACAAAAGCAAAUUAGCUGCAGUGACAGUGAUCCAAUGGGCCAAGAAAUUAAUUCGAUACCAAUUAAAAUGGAGUCGGAUUCUUUAACAAGUUUAGUUGAGAAAUCGAUCAAAACUGCAACUGUGAGUGAAAAUCGAGAGCUCGAUCACUUUUUGAAUACGGACUUGUCAAAAAUCGAGAGGAGCCUUAGUCCUUUGCCAAAUUUCUUGAUCACCGAACAUUUGACAAAAAUUAACAGUUACUUGCAGGAGAGCCUUGACGUCUGCAGUGGUAACGAUAGCAAUAAUCGGUGCACUCCGUCCAUUAUACACGAUAAUGUGGAAACGAAACAUGAAUACUUUAGUGAGGCAUUUGAUUGCGUAAAUGUGCAGCAGAAUAUUCCUGCAAAUAGUGUUUUGGACAGUUCUCAAACGGAAGAGAAUUCUGUUGAUUCUCAGAACAAUCGAUCACUUACCGCACGCGAGAAUUCUGAAUAUACAGACCCUAAGAAAAGUAAGUCCACAUUAAACAGUGUCCGCCGGGGACGCCCUUCGAUUUUGAACGCUAUAUCAAACAUGCCGAUACAUUAUCUCGCAACGAUUUUGUGUAUUUUCUUAAUUGUAUAUAACCUUAUAUACCAAUAUAUUAAAUUAAAUUGUCCAGGUAAUAAAAUAUAAUAUAGAUUUUAAGAUUGUUCAACGGAAUUGUAUGCGUUAAACUAGUCAUUGCAAAACUAUUCAUACGUGUUAUAUCUAUUAGCAAAUGUAUUAAUUUUAGAUCAGGAUGUAAAUAGUCACAUAACACAGCUCCCGCGUUAUAAUUUAACUAAAUUUAUCUAAAAUUAACAUUAUGGCGCUUUUCUCACAAUUGUGACGAUUGACAAUCCCUUCAUAUAAGCUUUGUAAACAGCUUCGGAAUGUUUAAAAAAAAUAUACUAACUUUAACAUCUGUAAGUUUAUUACAUUUUUUUAUAAUUCAUAAUUUAUUUAUUGGUGCACCAAUCUCAUUUUGAAAUUCAUAUUAUCUUCAAUGGAAUUGUUCUAUCGAAAUUUAUGGCUAAGAUGCCUACUUGUAACGAAUUUUAAGAAUUAAAUUAAAUUUAUCAAACAACUGUUGUCCGACAGUUACUGUCCUAGAGUACCUAAUCCUAAGUACAUUAUAUACUUUUUAUAUGAAUUUAGAUAUACAAACUUUACAGCAUUAUCUAUCACAUUUUAUGAUUAUGUGAGCUUAAUAAAGUAUUUAAUUUUAUAA